Messenger RNA from Humulus lupulus (European hop), 1757 nucleotides. RefSeq lists its product as uncharacterized. The transcript is spliced from 4 exons. Bases 690 to 1757 code for a protein of 355 amino acids. NCBI's taxonomy places the organism in Eukaryota, Viridiplantae, Streptophyta, Magnoliopsida, Rosales, Cannabaceae. Gene Ontology annotation, molecular function: protein binding. The record is from RefSeq and is a predicted model, not a curated record.
CUCCAAUCUCAAAAUGCCCUUGAUCAGUUGGAUCUGACUCACACACAUCUCACCCAUACCAAUCGUCCUAAACGCCCAUUUUAUUCCCCCAAACCCCCUGCUUCUACACCGCCCUCUUCUCCUUUUGUUCCUCGCUCCCCUACCCUAGCUGCGGGUGUCUUGGGCAAACCUCCUGGCCCUCCUGGUGCCUGGCGUCCCUCUCACCCAUCUACUACUCAACCCCAAUGUCAGAUUUGUGGCAACUUUGGCCAUACUGCUCUGGUGUGCUACCACCGAGCCAAUUUUUCUUACCAACCAUCUCCUUCCCCAACUAAUCUCAAUACAUUUCUUCCCUCCUCUGAGUACUAUACAUUACCACAGCCUCCCACCCCAUCUGCCCUGGUUUCAUCUAAGUCGCCUCACUACAAGAAUAAAGGCUAUUUGCGACGGACACGGGAGUCCGCCGCUAAUAAUAGUAAGUAUUUAAAAAAAUAUUAAAAAAAUAUUAGCCUCUCCAGUCCUAACGCCGACUCCAUCUCGAACUGCUCUCUCUCCCUAACACCGAGCCUCUCCAGUCCCUCACGCUGGUUCGCCAUAAACACGCGAACCCAAUUGCCUCUUCUCUACGCUUAAACCCAGGAAACGACAACUAGUGACCUACGCCGAUUGGCCUCCUUCGCCACUGACCCAUACCUCUCAGGCCUGAUCGUAUGCGUGCUUCCAAUCCUGAAGUAGCUAAAUCUCUCUUUAGAGAAGCUGCUGAGAUAUUCCAAACAGUGGGAAAGUUUGAUUCUGCAGCGAGUUGUUAUAGAAACUCGGGAGACUAUGAGAAAGCAGGCAUAAUUUAUUUGGACAAGUUUGGCGAGUUUGGGUUGCAGAGAGCUGGGGAAUGCUUCUCCCUGGCAGGUCAUUACCAGCAAGCUGCUGAUGCCUAUGCCAAGGGAAAUUUGUUCUCAGAGUGUCUGAAAGUCUGUGCCAAAGGACUCUUAUUUGAAAAGGGUUUGGAAUACAUACAAUCCUGGAAACAGCAAGCCAAACAAGGCUUUGGUGUGACUGGUAGAGGCACAGAAAUAGAAAAAACUGAACAAGAAUUCUUGGAGAGUUGUGCUCUGUACUAUUAUAAGCUUGAAAACAAAAAAUCUAUGAUGAGAUUUGUUGAAGCUUUUAAUUCCAUGAAUUCAAUCCGUAAGUUCUUGCGGUCGUUGGGUUGUUUUGAUGAGCUUAUGUCAUUGGAAGAAAGAUCAGGAAAUUUUGUGGAAGCUGCAGAACUUGCAAAGCUCAGAGGAGAUAUACUAGCUGCAAUAGAUCUUUUUGAGAAAGCUGGGAAAUUUAAAGAAGCAGCAACACUUAUUCUUUCCCAUGUUCUUUCCAACUCACUCUGGUCAUCUGGUAAACAAGAUGAUAGUCUUCUUCUAACAAAAGCCAAGUCACUUGCCAUGAAUGAGACAAAAGAUUUCUAUGAUUUUGUUUGCACAGAAGCUGAUAUUAUUGCAAAUAAGAAGAGUGGCCUUGCAGUGAGAAAAUAUGAAAUGAUUGCUUCUCAAAGACAUAAGAGUGUCAGAGGAGAAAUCCUAUCUGUUUGGAGAGUUCUUGAUGUUCAUCUUGAUACAAAGGUCAUAGAGUAUUUCUGGGAAGUACAUGAUGAUCAUCUGUUGCAUUCACAACAACACAUGAUUUCUAAAAUCUAUGUUACAGUUGAGUCACUAGUCUAUUUUAAAAAGUACAGUUUCAAAUAUUUUAAAAAGUACAAUCCCAACGUCCUACAAAAACUAUUAUAA